AUGAGUGACUUGGAAAAGGGCAAAUCUGAAAAGGGUAAGAAAUCUGCGGCUGCCCCCCCUGCCAAGAAAGAUGCCAAACCGGAUAACAGCUGGUCUAAGAUACCUCUGGCGAUAGCGAUUUUUUUGAUGGUGGUUCUUAUCAUUCGUAAGUUGAUGACUGACUCAGACCAUGUGGAAGCUUUGACUCAGUUGUCAAGAUAUUUGAGUAAAACUGAUCCGAGAUCUCGUAAUCUUUAG
Puccinia graminis f. sp. tritici CRL 75-36-700-3 is the source of this 237-nucleotide messenger RNA. RefSeq lists its product as uncharacterized. The record is from RefSeq and is a predicted model, not a curated record. NCBI's taxonomy places the organism in Eukaryota, Fungi, Basidiomycota, Pucciniomycetes, Pucciniales, Pucciniaceae. The transcript has 2 exons. The coding region runs from base 1 to 237 and encodes 78 amino acids.